Messenger RNA from Onychostoma macrolepis, 1544 nucleotides. RefSeq lists its product as uncharacterized. Bases 67 to 1101 code for a protein of 344 amino acids. NCBI's taxonomy places the organism in Eukaryota, Metazoa, Chordata, Actinopteri, Cypriniformes, Cyprinidae. The record is from RefSeq and is a predicted model, not a curated record. The transcript is spliced from 8 exons.
AGUGUCAAUGUGCGUGUACUAUUUAUUUAUUUAUUUAUUUUUUACAUUUUUGCAGGUCGCUAUGACAUGUCCCUGCCAGUUAUGACUUGCAGAACAUGUCUUGCAUCAUGGACACCUGAGGUAGGGGACCUGCUGUGUAGUGGUUACUGGCGAGGCACUGUUGAGUUUCAAACUAUAUACCAGCUAGACAUUUUCACAUCUUUUGAGGACCUGAAGAUCACUGCACCUGGGCUUUCAAGACAAGCAUUUGUGAAAAUGUUACAACAGCGCUCACAACAAUUUGGAAGGCAUUCCUUGAAUGGACAUACUGUCGUCAUGAAAGAGAAAAACUCUGCGGCAUUGACCACUUCUCUUGCCCAGCUUGCACACCAGAUACAGUUGCUGUGUCUGCAGAUGGAAACAGAAAACUCUAUAGAUUCAGCAAAACAAAGGGGGCAGAGGAACAACCAUUUUUUUGAUGGAGUUUUUCUGGCCAAUGACAAAGAUGUAGCAACAUUUGUUGAUUGUGUUCAUGAGAAGACCAAGCCAGUACAUGGAAAAGGCAUCUGUGGAACAUCAACAUGGGCUGCAGCCAGGGAGACCUCUAAGAAGACAAACAUCAAAUGUGAUGAAGAGGGCCUAGAGGUGGCAGUGCAGUGGGGUGGCAAAAACCAAAUAGGGGCAGGCACUACCAUUGGUGAAGAAGUUGAACAAGUAAACAGCUUUUUGUCCCGUGUGGCUCUAACUACAAAAUAUAUGAGUAAGGCUGCACGAGUAGAUAUGAUCACAUUGCAUGCCAGAGGAUGGAAUGAGCGAAAAAAAAGAAAGAAACCUGCACAAGUACUUGUCUACACGGUACUUGAAUCUCCAGAUGACCUCAGAACAGAUGAUCCAGUGGCAUUGCAACAUCUGAUUGAAGGACUAUUCUUGGGCAUCCAGCAGAAAAAGAGGGAUCUGUAUCGAGUAACCGACCAUAACAAACAGCGACACAAGAUCCGAAGACGGAUUAGAGAGGAUAAGAAAAAGCUGUUUAAUGCCAUAUCCCAGUACAAUGAUCUUUCAACCACCACAGAAUCUGUAGCAGUUUUUGAGAUUUCAGGAUUCCCCCAUUUAUUAAGAUAGGUCUUCUAGGAGCUGCCCGGAGGCGUUGCAAAUUAAAUAUGGCCGCCAAUGAAGAGACUUUCCUCGAAAGGGAGUUCAAAUAAAAAAAAAAAAAGAAAGAAAGAAAAAAAAAGAAAAGAAAGGGAGUUUGUUUUAAAAUGACUUAUUUUCAUUUAAUUUUUUUUUAUGAUUUAAUUAAUUGUCAGCUUUUCAUUAAACUCACAACCCCUCUGCAGUUCCUUUACGAACCCUAGUUUGGGAAACCUUGAUGUAAUAAUGUUUAAUGCACUUCAUGUUGUAAAUUACAAUGAAUGGAACAGGUUUUCUUACUCUUUGCAUUUUUUACAUCAUUAUGGUACAAGAUAAUGCUAUUUAAAUCAAUGUGAUAAACGAGUUAAACGGAUUACGUUACUGACUACAAUUUUUGUCAUGUAAUCUGGAAUCACUAACGGAUUACAAUUUGU